Molecule: messenger RNA, 895 nt
Organism: Guillardia theta CCMP2712
Lineage: Eukaryota; Cryptophyceae; Pyrenomonadales; Geminigeraceae
Exons: 3
Coding region: 354-668 (104 amino acids)
Source: RefSeq, a predicted model, not a curated record
GAGGAAAAAGCGCGAGGAAGAGGAGGAGAGUUCACCGUAGUGAAGCAAGCACGGGGGGAUACAGCAGGAUAGAAGACUUGACACAGGUGAAACAGAAGGGAGCACAGCCAAGUUCUUGCUGGAAGGGAGUCAGAGGAGAGGCAGGACGGGAUCGCGGGAUGGUCGAGAGAAUGGCGGCAGGAUUGUGGUAGGGGGAGGGACAGCAAGGAAGAAGGCGACGAAGUUAAGGGAUAGCGGGAAUCAAUUCGAAGUGCCUCGUACUUGCAUGUUUUGAAAAGCUCUUCUUGGUACGAGACUGCCGACGAAGGUGAUUGAUGACUGGCCAAGAAAGAGACCCCCCUGUGAAAAGAAAGAUGGAUACUUUAGAUGGAAGGUUCCAGGUCAACAGCGUUGGAGGAGGUUUGACUCGCGCAAAGUCAAAGGCGGAUUCGCUCGUGAUCGGCAUCCCAGAGCAGCAGCAACCUGAUCCCUCCGACUCCUCAGAGCAUGUGGAUCGCCUGUCUCCUACAUCUCUCCUAGCUCUGCACUAUAACUUGUCAAGAUCACCGAGACGAUCGAAGCCCGAAUAUCUGGAAAACCUCGUCAUCCCCGAUGACAAGAAGCCCGACCCUUCUGAUGAUCCCGAGCAUAUCGACUGCCACUCUCCUACCACCCUGCUGGAGAACUGACAAGGUUGGGGGAAGGGCAGAGAGAGAAGGGAAGGGAAGGAGGGAGGGUCGUGUUGUGUUUGAUUUCGAGGAGUGGAGAGUUAAGAGUGGAGUCCUGCCUGUACAUUUGGGUGAAGGGGGAGUGAGCGAAGAGAUUUGAAGAUUGAGAUUGUGUCGUCGAUUGUAAACGUUGUAAUCUAGAGUUUUCUCAUUUGCCUCCUCUUGAGGAAUAAAAUGUUGUCGUGCUC